UACUGAAUAUCUUUAUUCCCAUUUUCCUAGAUUCUAUGAAAAAGAAGAAAUAAAAGGAAAUCACCCACAUUUUCAAAAUGUUUAUCAAAAUGCAAAAUGAGAUAGACCAUGACCAUGAAUCAGAAAAAUACAUCAAGGAUUCCACCAUCAUGAGAAGAGAUCCCCAAAAUGUUCUUGGUCCUUCGGUGCUCCCUAAACUUGAGAUCCCAUUCUCAGUAAAGGAUAUCAUCUCCAGGAUUGAGCGAGCACAGCUCCAUCGAGCCAGAGAGGACAUUGAUAUGCAGCUGGGUGAAAUAAUGAACAAUGUGCAUCGAAUAAUGACUCGCUAUACUCUUGUUUUUAACUCACCCCCUGAAAGGAAUGUCUCCCUUGCAGAACAUAAGAGAAAACAGAGAACCAGUUUUCUUGAGAAAAUGGCUACUUACGCUAAGACUGCUGAAAUUAGAGAAAAGACUCUUGUCAACAUUCUGGUCUGGCUGGAAGAAUGGAAUGCCAUUUUGUCUGAGAUUACUGUAAUGGAUGUUGAUGAACACCACCACUGGAUAGCACAAAUGGAGAUGUUACCGGAAACAUUAAAAGCUAUUGACAACAAUGUCAAGAUACUAAGCAGAUUUAGCACAUUUUUCCUCGACGAAAAGAAGAAACAAAAGAAAAAAAUAUUAUCUAGAGGUACUCUGUGGAAAUCUUGGAAAGAAAGAGUCAUGAAACGACCUGCAACAGCCCAUGCUUUAAGACCAGAUCAGAUGAUUAGUGAUCAGUUUGCAACAAAUACAAAGGUUUCAGAAAUCCAAGGUAUGCUACAGGAACUCAUAGCCACCACAAUGUUCAGUACAUUGGAAAACAAUGCUAUUAAAUAUAUAUCAUCAACAAUAGUAAACCUUUCUAAAGCUUUGAGUGCGCUAAGUGAUGAAUUAAAAGGUAUUAACUUCCAAAGUUCCACUAUAUAUGAACAUGAAACAAGUGAAGCAGGAAAGGAGCUCUCUCUGAACAUAAUACAAGAUCUCAGUAACGAAAAUGAAAUGCUUCAGCAGAAACUUCAUGAUGCAGAAGAAAAAUGUGAACAACUUCUUCGAUCCAAAAUUGUUACAGAACAGGUGUAUAAAACAUUGUCUGCAUCAUCAACUGUGAAAGCAUUACCUGGAUCUUCUCUGCAGUCAUCCAGGGCCACUAUCAAAGCUGAUGAUAUUGAGGACAAUAUGGACAAUAUUUUAGACAAGGAACUUGAAAAUAUUGUAAAAGAAGUCCAAAGAAAAGGGACCAAGGGCUCUGGAAUAACAUGGGACUCCACUAUUUCAUAUACAGCCCAAGCUGAAACAACUCCAGAUUUAACUGAACAGCAACAGCAACCUGUGGCUUCCAAAGAUAUUUCUGAAGAUGGCACUAAAGAUUACGUAUCACUGAGGAAAGGUGACGAGUAUCAAGCAUGGAAAAAAAAGCACACAAAAGUCACAUAUGUAGAUGAGACUUCUGAACCAAAUCUGAGUGAUAAUAAAGAUGGACAGAAAGUCUCAGAGGCCCAACCUAGUCAAUACUAUGAGCUACUGGAAAAGAAAAGAAAAGAAAAGAAAUCCAUAUCUGAAGUCAAAUCAAAGUCACCCACUGAAGCAAAAGGCCAACAUCUCUUUUUCACUGAAACAAAGAGCCAAGGUGGCAGAAGUAGAACAAGUAUUAUGUUGGAGCAAUUUAGGAAGGUCAAACGUGAGUCCCCAUUUGACAGAAGACCAACUGAACCAGAGAUUAAAGUAGAACCCACCACUGAGGCAUUGCACAAAGAAAGCAAAGGUGAAAUCAGAAGCCUAGUGAAGCCACUCAGUACAAUCCAAUCUGAUUAUACUGCUGAGCCACAGAAAGGAAAAAUAAAAGGAAAAAAACACCAUAUCUCUUCAGGAACUACUGCAAGCAAAGAAGAAAAAACUGAAGAGAAGGAAGUGUUAACCAAACAAGUCAAAUCUCAUCAACUUGUUAAAUCACUCUCAAGGGUAGCUAAAGAGAUUUCAGAAUCUACCAGAGUUCUAGAAAGUCCAGAUGGCAAAAGUGAACAGAGUAACCUCGAAGAAUUUCAGAACGCCAUAAUGGCUUUCCUAAAACAGAAAAUCGAUAACAUCGGAAAGCCUUUUGACAUAAAGACUCAUCUGAAGGAAGAGGAGUUAUUAAAAAGAGCAGAAGCUGAAAAAUUAGGAACCAUAAAGGCAAAAAUGGAGGAAUAUUUCCAAAAAGUGGCUGAAACUGUGACUAAAAUCUUGAGAAAAUACAAAGAUAAAAAAAAGGAAGAACAAGUUGGGAAACCUAAAAAACAAAAAAAGGUAGUCUCAUUUAUGCCAGGAUUGCAUUUUCAGAAGUCUGAAAGCAGCACCUUUCUCUCACAUGAGAGCACAGAUCCAGUAAUUAACAAUUUAAUACAAAUGAUCUUGGCUGAAAUUGAAAGUGAAAGAGAUGUUUCAACAGUCCCAAAAGUACAGAAAGACCGCAAGGAGAGGGAAGAACAAAGGCAGGAGCAAGAGGAUUUGCAAGAGGAUCAAGAACAAAUGUCUGGUGUGAGUCUCAAACAACAGUUGCUGGAAGAAAGAAAUCUCUUAAAGGAGCACUAUAAGAGGAUAAGUGAGAAUUGGGAAGAGAAAAAGGUGUAUCGCCAGAUGAAGGAGGGAAAGCAAGAACAACAGAGACAGAAACAGUGGCAGGAAGAAGAGAUAUGGAAGACAGAGCAAAAAGAGAGGACUCCAAAGCAGACGGAGCAAGAGGACAAGCAAAAGCAAAGAGGACUGGAGGAAGAAGAGCUUCCAGAGUCAAGCCUGCAGUGGCUGGAAGAAGGGAUGCAAAAAAUGAAGGCACAAGGGUUGCUCUUGGAAAAGGAGAAUGGACAGAUAAGGCAGAUUCAGAAGGAAGUGAAACAUCUGGAGCCAAUCAUAAAACAGGAGAAAGAGAAGAAAAAGCAGAAGCCAGGGAGAGGGCUAGAGGACCUUGAAAGGCAAAGACAGACCGAAACAAAGGAUCGGAUGCAGAUGAAGAAAACAAAACCUACAGAGCUAGAAAAAGUGGUCAUCCAAACUCCAAUGACAUUAUCUCCCAGGUGGAAGAGCGCAGUGAAAGAUGUACAGCAGUUAUAUCAAGGAGAAGCGUUUCAUAGGAAUCUGAAGAAGUUAGAAAAUCUUCCUGAUGAAAAGAAGCCCGUACUAGCCACACCUCCCUCCCCACAAUCCUCCCCACCUGGAGCUCUACCUAUUUCUGGACAGCCUCUCAGUAAACGCAUUCAUUUCACACCACAGCUGGCCCAGGAAGUGGGGAUCACCCUCAGCCCUCAGCAGGCCCAGGAACUAGGGAUCCCUCUUACCCCUCGGCAGGCCCAGGCUCAGGGGAUCACUCUCACCCCUCAGCAGGCCCAGGCCCUGGGAAUUCCUCUGACCCCUCAGCAGGCUCAGGAACUAGGAAUCCCUCUCACCCCUCAGCAGGCCCAGGAUCAAGGGAUCACUCUCACCCCUCAACAGGCUCAGGAACUGGGGAUCACUCUCACCCCUCAGCAGGCCCAGGCCCCGGGGAUCCCUCUCACCCCUCAGCAGGCCCAGGCCCUGGGGAUCACUCUCACCCCUCAGCAGGCUGAGGCUCAAGGGAUCACUCUUACCUCUCAACAGGCCCAGGCCCUAGGGAUCCCUCUCACCCCUCAGCAGGCUCAGGCUCAGAAAAUCACUCUCACCCCUCAGCAGGCCCAGGCCCUGGAGAUUCCUCUCACCCCUCAACAGGCCCAGGAAUUGGGGAUCACUCUCACCCCUCAGCAGGCACAGGCCCUGGGGAUUCCUCUCACCCUUCAGCAGGCCCAGGAACUGGGGAUCCCUCUCACCCCUCAGCAGGCCCAGGCUCAGGGGAUCACUCUUACCCCUCAGCAGGCCCAGGCCCUGGGGAUCCCUCUCACCCCUCAGCAGGCCCAGGGUCAGAAGAUCACUCUUACCCCUCAGCAGGCCCAAGUCCUGGGGAUCCCUCUCACCCCUCAGCAGGCCCAGGCUCAAGGGAUCACUCUCACCUCUCAACAGGCUCAGGAACUGGGGAUCACUCUCACUCCUCAGCAGACCCAGGCCCUGGGAAUCUCUCUCACCCCUCAGCAGGCCCAGGCCCUGGGGAUCCCUCUCACCCCUCAGCAGGCCCAGGCACUGGGGAUCCCUCUCACCCCUCAGCAGGCCCAGGAACUGGGGAUCCCUCUCACCCCUCAGCAGGCCCAGGAACUGGGGAUCCCUCUCACCCCUCAGCAGGCCCAGGUCCUGGGGAUCCCUCUCACCCCUCAGCAGGCCCAGGCCCUGGGGAUCCCUCUCACCCCUCAGCAGGCCCUGGAACUGGGGAUCCGUCUCACCCCUCAGCAGGCACAGGCUCAGGGGAUCCCUCUCACCCCUCAGCAGGCCCAGGAACUGGGGAUCCCCCUUACCCCUCAGCAGGCCCAGGAACUGGGGAUCACUAUCAGCCCUCAGCAGGCUCAGGAACUGGGGAUCGCUCUCACCUCUCAACAGGCACAGGCUCAGGGGAUCACUCUCACCCCUCAGCAGGCCCAGGCACUGGGAGUCCCUAUAACCUCAGCAAAUGCCUGGGUGUCAGCUGUCACUCUUACCCCUGUGCAAACCCAGGCUUUGGAGUCUCCUAUCUACUUAGAACAGGCUCAAGAACAGUCAUUGAAAUUAGGGGUCCCUCUCACCUUAGAUAAAGCCCAUACCUUGGGAUCGCUCCUCACCCUUAGCCAAGUCCAACCUUUGGGCUUCCCCUUCACCCCAGGACAGGUCCAGCCUGUGCGUAUUACUCUCAUGUCUGAGCAUGAUCCUAAAUCAAGGGCUUCUGUCACACCAAGAGUGCCUCACAUUCCUAAGCAGCAGGCCAUAUUGGCUACUCCUACCCAUAGACUAUUUCAGGAAUCAAAGGCUUCUCUCCCCACUGGGCAAUCCAUCAUAUCAAGAUUAUCUCCAAGCCUUAGGCUGUCUCUGGCAUCAUCUGCUCCUACUGCUGAGAAGUCCUCUAUAUUUGGGGUCUCUUCUACUCCUUUGCAGGUGUCAAGGCUUCCCCUCAAUCAAGGCACCUUUGCCCCUGGGAAGCCCCUAGAAAUGGGGAUUCUACCUGAGGCUGGUACACUUGGGCCACCACAGACUCUUCAUUCCUCUGGACAGACCCUGGUAUACGGAGGUCAAUCCACUUCUGUGCAGUUACCAGCACCACAGGCCCUUCCCACUCCUGGGCAGCUCCCAAUAUCUGGGGCCCCUCCCACUCCAGGGCAGCCCUUUGAACAGGAGGCCCUUAGCUCUAGGGAGCUUUUCAAAACUGGGGCCUCUCUGACUCCUCUACCACCUCGAAUGUCAAAAGCCCCUCUUGCCCCCAGGCAGCAACUUAUAGCUGCAGUCCCACCCGCUUCUGGACAGAUUCCCAGUCUCUGGGCUCCUCUCUUUCCUGGGCAGCCCUUAGUUCCUGGAGCCUCUUCCAUCCAUGGGGACCGCCUGCAAUCUGGAUCCUUAACCUUCUCUGAGCAGCUCCAGGAAUUCCAGCCUCCUGCCACUGCUGAGCAAUCUCCCUAUAUUCAGGCUCCUUCUACUCUUGGGCAGCAUUUGGCACCAUGGACCCUUCCUGAGCAAGCUUCUUCAUUAUGGAUCCCUCCCACCCCUAGACAUCCUCCCAUUUGGUCCCCUUCUUUUGCUAAGAAGAGACUGGCAUUUAUUUCUUCUCUGAAAUCUAAAUCAGCACUGAUCCAUCCUAGUGCUCCAGAUUUCAAGGUAUCUCAAGCUCCUUUCACCACUAAGUUCCAAAUGUCAGAGGUCUCUGAUACUUCUGAAGAAACCCAGAUACUUCGAGAUCCUUUUGCUAUAGAAUCAUUUAGAACAUUUCAGUCCCAUCUCACCAAAUACAGGACACCAGUAUCGCAAACCCCUUACACUGAUGAAGGGGCCCUUCCCACUCUCAUGAAGCCUACAAUAUCACUAUCUUCUCUUACUACUCUACUCAAAACAACACAGAUUUCACCUCCUGAAUGGUACCAGAAAUCCCGCUUCCCUCCUAUAGAUAAGCCCUGGAUACUGAGUUCAGUUUCAGGUACCAAGAAACCCAAGAUUAUGGUGCCUCCUUCCUCUCCUAAAGAACUUGAAGAGAAGAGGUAUUUUGUUGAUGUGGAGGCUCAGAAGAAGAACCUGAUAUUAUUAAAUCGGGCUAUAAAAACUUGUGGAUUCCCUUCACAGCUACACAUAACAGCCAGGACUCUCAUAAUUGAGAUACUUCAUAUGGACACGGUUCAGUUGGGAUACCUAUUCCGCAAGUACAUUGCCUAUAGGCUGAUCCAGUAUGCCAGAAACAACAUAAUGAAACGACUAAAAGCCAUCCAGAAUACUGGGAAAGGCUAUGAGACCAGGAAACUUUAUGUGAUGCUAAGCAGACUUGAUGACUACCAGAAAAAGGUGAUGCAGGUCUGGACUGAGAAGCAGAAGUCUCUAGGGCAGAAACGGAAUCAGUGCUUGAAGAAAAUGAUACAUGUAUUUGACGAGCUCAAAAAGAUACAUGAUUUGAAUCUUAGUCAACCUAUCCCCUUAAUCAUCAAAGGAAAGCAGAUACCUGCCUCUACCAUAUUUGUUCAAAAGCCAUUCUUAAAACUACUAAUGGAAGAGGACAGAACCUCUGACAUAUUCAAGAAAUUUAGACAACAAGAGGACCAGACAGAGGCCAUCUGGAAUGUUGAUCUGUCCACUACAAGCUACCCAAUAGCAGAGAAGACAUCUAUGCAUUCACUCUGGGCCCAGCUGGGUGGGUACCCAGAUAUUCCUAGGCUGCUGCAGUUAGAUGUGCAGUCUACCUUCAGAAAAUCUCUUGCAUCCCUCCAAUCACAGUAA
This is a messenger RNA of Sapajus apella (tufted capuchin), 6836 nucleotides long. It is a transcript of the gene FAM186A, whose product is annotated as family with sequence similarity 186 member A. The coding region runs from base 78 to 6836 and encodes 2252 amino acids. The record is from RefSeq and is a predicted model, not a curated record. NCBI's taxonomy places the organism in Eukaryota, Metazoa, Chordata, Mammalia, Primates, Cebidae. The transcript has 7 exons.